Molecule: messenger RNA, 4209 nt
Organism: Polyodon spathula (Mississippi paddlefish)
Lineage: Eukaryota; Metazoa; Chordata; Actinopteri; Acipenseriformes; Polyodontidae
Product: heparan-sulfate 6-O-sulfotransferase 1
Exons: 2
Coding region: 273-1496 (407 amino acids)
Cellular component (GO): membrane
Molecular function (GO): heparan sulfate 6-sulfotransferase activity
Source: RefSeq, a predicted model, not a curated record
AGGAAGGACUUUAAACACUGCAGUUUACAGUAGUUAAGAAGAAAGGGGGGGAAGCAGUCAAGCAUUGAUCAGUUUCACUCUCGGGAAUCAGUUUUGUCUCUGGAUCCUGGGUUGGUCUGUUUCGACUGUGUCUACGCUGUGAAGGGAUACAAUGUAUCUAGACCACAACUUUACAUUCCCGAUUCUCUGACCUUUCUUUUUUGUAUGGGAAGCCGAGCCAUAGCAUUUGAUAGAAACUCCCCACUCCACAGUUAACUGGGAGAUGUUAACACAUGAAGCGCAUUGGAAGGAACAUGGUUGAGAGGACCAGCAAAUUUGUUUUGAUCGUGCUUGGAUCCAUCUGUUUCAUGUUGAUCUUGUACCAGUACGUGGGACCGGGGAUGAUGAACUUCGGGUCCCCGCACCGGUACCUUAUUCAAGAAGACUUGGAUAUUUUCCCGACCCCAGAUCCACACUAUGUAAAGAAGUACUAUUUUCCGAUCAGGGACCUGGAGCGCUCUGUUGAUUUCGAGAUCAAGGGGGAAGACGUGAUCGUUUUUCUCCACAUCCAGAAAACCGGAGGGACCACCUUUGGAAGGCACCUGGUGCAGAAUGUGAGAUUGGAGGUGCCUUGCGAUUGCAGACCUGGGCAGAAGAAGUGUACCUGUUACCGGCCGAACAGGAAAGAGACCUGGCUUUUUUCCCGGUUCUCUACCGGCUGGAGCUGUGGAUUGCAUGCCGAUUGGACCGAACUCACAAACUGUGUACCUGGAGUGCUCAACAAGAAAGAAAAUACAUUGAAAAAUCCAAGGAAAUUUUACUACAUCACCCUUCUGAGAGACCCAGUGUCGCGAUACCUGAGCGAGUGGAGGCACGUUCAGAGGGGGGCCACCUGGAAGACCUCCCUGCACAUGUGCGACGGGCGCACUCCCACCCCAGAUGAGCUCCCCUCCUGCUAUGAGGGCACGGACUGGUCUGGCUGCAGCCUACAGCAGUUCACAGACUGCCCUUACAACUUGGCCAACAAUCGACAAGUGAGGAUGCUGGCUGACCUUAGCCUGGUAGGCUGCUACAACAUGUCCUUCAUCCCUGAGAAGAAGCGGGCCCAGGUACUCUUAGAGAGCGCCAAAAAGAACCUAAGGGACAUGGCCUUCUUCGGGCUAACUGAGUUCCAGAGGAAGACCCAGUACUUGUUCGAGCGGACCUUCAACCUGAAGUUCAUCCGGCCCUUCAUGCAGUAUAACAGCACACGAGCGGCCGGAGUGGAUGUUGACAACGACACUAUCCUGCGCAUCGAAGAACUCAACGACCUUGACAUGCAGCUGUAUGACUAUGCCAAGGAUCUCUUUCAACAGCGGUAUCAGUAUAAACGGCAGCUGGAACGCAUGGAGCAGAGGAUCAAAAACCGAGAGGAGCGGAGACUCCACCGGUCCAACGAAUCUCCAAGGGAAGAAAUGGAGGAGCAAGGGCGUCUGCCCACAGAGGACUACAUGAGUCAAAUCAUUGAGAAAUGGUAGCCAAUGUGAUGUUUUUACCCCUUUCAAUUACAAUGUCCUUAAAGUAUAAUAAAAUACAUUAUUGAGAACUGGUGUUGGAGGUGGAGGUGUUCAUCUCUGGCCACCUUCUCUGUGUAUAAAGGACUACAGAAGUCACUACUUAGUUGAGAAGUGUGUUGGCUGUUGUUGCCACCUGAGUUCCUCACAAUGCCAUCCGAACUACAUGAGCCACUUACGCAAGACCUUAAUGUGAAAGAGGAUCGCCUCUAGCCAUCUUUUUUUUUUUUAAAGACUAUGGGCCCACUUAGUGUUCCAGGUUGUGAAAUACCAUGGAAGUUGAAUAAAAAAAAAAAAAAAAAAUUACAUUAUUUAAGGAACAUUUUCUGUAAAACAGAACUGGUUUGCUUAAAAAAUAAAUCAGAAAAACAUGAUGUUUUCAACAGGACCACUUGAUUUUAACAACAUAAAACAAAACAAAAAUCAUAGCAGACAAGAUAGCUGCUGAGGCAAUUUGUUCAAAGCUCUUUGAAUGCAUCUAUUAGUGCUCUCUAAUCAUUGGGGCAGGAUUGUAAUCACUUGAAUUGUUUUAAAACAGUUGUUGUUUUGUUUUUUGUUUUAGUUUUUUUUUUUUUUUUUUUUUUUUUUUAAAUGGUGUAUGGAUCGUGAACUUGAUUGACCAUAGUUGUAUAAAAUGUUACGACUUUCUGAAUUUUCUUAAUUUAUAUGACAAUUUUAGAAAAGAAAAGAAAAACAAAUCUUCCACUCCUCCCUUUUCUGUUUUAUAAAAUGUUAUUUUGCAGCUGUGUGAUUACCAUACCAUUCCAUCUGUAACCUACUGUAGUUAGGGUCAAAUCCUGCAGUGUUUUUGGAGAUUUGCACAGUGGAUUGUGGUGCAGAUCAUUGUGGAUUAUGCCCCAUUAUCAGUACAGGCACUUACCAGAUGCCACUCCUGUAAACAGUAUGAAGAUUGCAGGGGGCUCUGGCCAUGACACUAGCUAUGUAUUUUGAAGGCAGAGAAAUAAAAUGUUCUAACUGCUGACCCAAAGAACCUUGGGAAGAAUCUUAAACUAUUUUAAUUGAAAUCUGAUGCUCAUACUUUUAGGAGUAUUUAUCUGCAAGAUGACCUUGCACACAUCAUAAGGAAACCAUUCGUAAUGCAAAAUACAAUUUCAACUCUCACUGACUUUCAGUGGGAGGUUGACCCCAUUACCCAUCUAUCAAGCUACAGUGGGACAUUCUGGAACAGAGCAGAGAAAACAAAUGAAUCCAUCAUCUCCUUGUCUUGUGUUUUUAACAGCACUUAAAUAUUUUGCCUUCUGAACAUCAUAACUGCCAUUCAUCUCCAGACAAUGACUUGACCUUAAUGCUCUUGUCACGGUUGUAUAAUGUGCUCUGCAUCGUCCUUUUAUUUCUACUGUUGGAGGGUGAUACAGUUUUAAGGUGGGAUGAGGACCAGCUGCAGUCAUUUGUGGGGAAUCUACUUCUUUGCCUUUUUUAUACAUGUGUAAAAUCUCAUUGAUGCUUGUUCUAGACAGAAUCUUGGACUGUGUCAUUCUCAGGGUAGAAUUGCAGAAGUUCUUACAGCCACUGUCAGCUGGAGUGAUUCCAUGUUGUCCUUGGAUGCUUUUCGUCCCAUUCCCGUUUCCCAUAGAAAUACAGUGAUUGCACAGGGAGUAUGCCUCUUGGGCCAUGUUAUGGAUGGUCAGCAGAACUUUCAUUAUCAACAACAAAGAGAGAAUAGUCAAGGCAGACCAAAUGGCAGGGUUGAUAAGGCAUGUCCUUGUUGUUAUUUAUUAUUAUAGCUUGUAAAGAACAUUCUAAUGAAAAGUUAUUGGAUGAUGCCCCUGUGCCAUUCAACACAGGAUAUUCAGCUCAGGUCACUGAAACCAAAACUCAGUGACUGAGUAUAGACAACAGUCUCUGUCAUCCAUCUCUCUCUCAUCCGAUUUACAAGCUGUUGUGUCAAACAGAUUGUCAAAGUUAAUUUUUGACCACCUAACCAGAUCCAUGUACCUUAAAACAAAAGCAAUGACGGGUAUUACAACACUGAUUUAACUGAAGCUAGUAUAAAUUUGAAUUCUACUUGCAUUUCGAUACAGGUUUGGUAAAGGAAGGCCAGUGCUCAUGAAAACUGAAUAUAAUCUGUACACAGUAAUAUCUGCAUAAACAGACACUUAUUGAGAGGCAUGUCCUUAUAUUGUAUAAAUACACUGUGAAUGUUUUUCAUCACAAGAAUUCUAAAAAUGGUUCUGUUUUAGUCAAAUGAUUGCUGUAGAUGUUUUGAUUUUGUUUGUUUAAAUAAAAACACACUUUCUAAACAACUACCAUAUAUCAAUAUUGCCACAUUGAAACGCCUUUCUUUAAGCGUCUGUUUUUGACAGAUUUGACUGAACAGGGCCUAAACCAACUUUUUCUCCAAAAGUCCUUUGGUAGGUUUAUAGAAAGGCUGUUGUGGAGGACUAGUCUCUGUAUUUCAGUUCAAAGGUUGUGUAACCAGUCAGAAGGCCAUUUUGCUAUAUUUCAAAAUGUGUUGUCUGGCUUCAAGCACAGCUUUAUGUGCUUCAGAACUUUUAUGAGAGAAGAUGGGUUUAUGGAUGAAGGUUGUUGGUGAAAGCCCUAGGUAAAACAAGCAACACCAAUCAUUUACUGCUCUUACUGUAUUGCUCCAAGUAUUUAUGUUAUUCAUGCAAAAUGGAUCAUCAAGCCAUUAAUAAAGAGAUUUCAUUUUUAAUGG